UCUCUGUACAAACGGUAACAACAGCGCGUCGUGUUCACACGGGGACCGCUUGAUAACAAAUUUUUAGAUAUUUUGAAACGGUUAAAGUUAUUGCUAUUUCAAUUCCGAGCUAUUAUUAUUCAUUUUGAAUUUAUUCACGGCAAACCAAAUAAGAGCUAACCGCGAAUGCAUAUCAUAAGUAAACUCGGGAAAUGCAGAAAAAAUUUUACUGCGACAAGUGAAUUAAAGUGUAAAAAUCUAUGAAAAUACGUUGUUAGUUUGCAAAUAAAGUUUGCUAACAAAAUUGUUUUUUAAAAAGGUUAAUCCAGAUACACCGCCAAAAUUGAUUUCCGUCGCAUCAAAAUCUUUACCUCAAAACUGGAUUAUAAUAAAUCCGUUGAUAUUGGAACGCAGCAGGAAAACAACUCUGGGGUAACCAACAAAAUGGUCAAACGAACCGACGGCACAGAAUCUCCCAUACUGGCUGAAGACGCUGGCGAUGGGCACGACAAACCCCGAUUGCGAUACGGAGAAUUGGUUAUACUUGGCUACAAUGGCUACUUGCCGCAGGGCGAUCGCGGCCGUCGACGCUCCAAAUUCGUGCUGCACAAACGCACGGAGCCAAGCGGCGUCAAGCGAUCCAAACACUAUAUCGUACAAUCACCACAGACAUCGAAGGCUAUACUGGAUGCCAACCAGCACUCAAUAUCGUACACACUAUCACGCAGUCAGGCCGUUAUUGUCGAGUACAAGGAGGACACAGAAACGGAUAUGUUUCAGGUGGGACGCUCGUCAGAAUCGCCCAUUGAUUUCGUUGUAAUGGACACGUUGCCCGGUGAUAAGAAGGAUGCGAAGGUAAUGCAGAGCACGAUUUCUCGUUUUGCGUGCCGCAUUUUGGUGAAUCGAUGUGAGCCCGCCAAGGCAAAAAUCUUUGCCGCCGGAUUUGAUUCGAGCAGAAAUAUAUUCUUGGGCGAAAAGGCAACAAAAUGGCAAGAUAAUGUGGAAAUCGACGGUCUGACCACUAAUGGUGUCUUAAUAAUGCACCCCAAGGGCUCGUUCUGCGGCGGCAACGCCAAGUGCGGCCUAUGGCGCGAGUGCUCCGUGGGUGGCGAUGUCUUCAGCCUGCGCGAAUCGCGUUCGGCACAACAAAAGGGUCAGCCUAUCUAUGAUGAAUGCAACAUAUUGCAGGAUGGCACACUCAUUGAUCUCUGCGGCGCAACGCUGCUCUGGCGCUCCGCCGAGGGUUUGCAGCAUUCACCGACCAAACACGAUUUGGAAAAGCUUAUCGAUGCCAUUAACGCGGGUCGUCCACAGUGCCCGGUGGGCCUUAAUACAUUGGUUAUACCACGUAAAGUAAAUAUCAGUGAUCAGGUUAAUCAGCCUUAUGUGUACUUAAACUGCGGCCAUGUGCAGGGUCAUCAUGACUGGGGUCAGGAUGAGAAUACUGGUGCUCGCCGUUGUCCUAUGUGCCUAGAAUUGGGGCCAGUUGUUACCUUAUGUAUGGGCCUAGAGCCGGCCUUCUAUGUGGAUGUGGGUGCACCCACAUUCGCGUUCAAUCCAUGUGGACACAUGGCGACUGAGAAAACUGUCAAGUACUGGGCAAAUGUGGAAAUACCGCACGGAACCAACGGCUUUCAGGCAGUUUGUCCAUUCUGUGCGACACCACUGGAUGGCGCGACUGGCUACAUUAAAUUAAUUUUCCAGGAUAAUUUAGAUUAAAGUUGUAUAUGAAUAUGCACAUCUUUAUAGUAGAUAUGUAUUUGUAGUAAUUGAACAAUGUCGAAGUUUGAAGCAGGCAUGAAAACUAGGCUUUAUUUAUUAUAAUUAAUUAAUUAUAUAUGUAUUAAUACGAAAAAUUCAAGAAAAUAUAAGUUAAAAGAAAGUAAAUUGCAUAUAUAUGAAUUUUGCGAAACUUAAUUGCUUAAUUGCCCUAAUACAAAUGUUUAAUAAUUAUUUCAAUCGCAAUCAUUUACAAUAUCCACUGCAACAGACCCCAACUUGCAUGUCAUAUAUACAAACAUCCAUAUAUUGUUUAAUAACACUUUAUUUCCUACAUCAAUAUUUGUCUGUUGUAUAAAUUAUUUCCAUAGCGAUGAUGAAAAUUGAAUUAACAAGUUUAAUGUGCAUUAAGAAUUUCGAGCUCGUAAUUGAGUUGAAUUGUUUAAUAAAAUUAUACUCCUUUAAGCUAGUA
This is a messenger RNA of Drosophila mojavensis, 2170 nucleotides long. It is a transcript of the gene Pli, whose product is annotated as protein pellino. The transcript has 10 exons. The record is from RefSeq and is a predicted model, not a curated record. NCBI's taxonomy places the organism in Eukaryota, Metazoa, Arthropoda, Insecta, Diptera, Drosophilidae. Gene Ontology annotation, biological process: protein polyubiquitination; regulation of Toll signaling pathway. The coding region runs from base 424 to 1698 and encodes 424 amino acids. Gene Ontology annotation, molecular function: ubiquitin protein ligase activity; protein binding.